This is a messenger RNA of Podarcis lilfordi (Lilford's wall lizard), 13012 nucleotides long. The record is from the annotation of a GenBank genome assembly. Lineage: Eukaryota; Metazoa; Chordata; Lepidosauria; Squamata; Lacertidae.
UGCUGACAGGAAGAGACCCGUAAAUCAAGUGGGAGGGAUAAAAAAUGGAGUAGCCGGGAAAGAAACACCCAGUUAUAUAAAAGGCUGCCGAGAAGGACUUUGCUUUCCUUGCUAGCUCAGCUUCUGGUACGACUUGAGCCUCGCGUUUAUUUCUCCCCUCCUAGCGCAAGAAGCAUUUGAAGCGCAAUUUUUUAAAGAGUCGCACAGCGAUUGCAUUUGAUUCCGCCACCCCACCCCCACCCCGUCUCCACUUUCCAUUGCCUACGAAAGAAAGCACGAGUUUGAACGAUCACGAACUUCUGCCUUUCCCCUUUAAAAAACUUUCCCCGAUUCACUUGCCGAGAAACUGCGGCUGCUACGCGAAGCAGCGCAAAGCGAUCAGGAAAUCCGGCCUGCAAGCACAGGGGUCGCUCCCCGGGAGCUUGCACAUGUCUGACUCGCUUGCGUCUCUUUCUUCUUUCUCUGGGAAGCCAUCGCCGGCCGGAAAGGGGGCGCGAUUGCCAUCUGGGUUUUGCUGCAGACCGGCUGGAGUGAGCGGGAUCCGGGCCCGGAAAGCAGAAGCGAGCCGGCGGAACUUUCGGAGACGUUGGCGGUAAGAAAGGAGACGUGGGUGGGGGAAAGAUGGGGGAGGGCGUUUUAUGCUGCUUUCAGUCGUCUUUCGGGGUGGGGGUAGGGUAGCUCAUGAAAUCCGCAUUUUUCUGUUAUCCCGAGCGAUUGGAAACAAGGACAAGGCUCCUUGCCUUUGCUUCUCGCUCUCUGAAACCUAAACAAGCAUCGAAACAACAGGGGGAGUCUUUCGGCAGCGCCUUAAAGACAUCACGGGAUUUUGUGUACGCACCGUCGGAUGCCUGGGUGAGCGGCAGCCUACCAGUCAGAUUUAUAGACAGGGGAACAUCGAAUGGCACUGGGAGGCAAGGUGAUGGAUUUCCAGAGCAUAAGAAGUUCAUUAAACAAGCAUUUGCAGGAGUGGGUUGGUGAUCCGCGGUCACCAAAGCUCAGCCACGCCCUACGAUCUGCCCUGCGCAGAUAAGAGGAAAAAUCGGGACAAGGAGAGCCCCCGGAGGAUGGACGGGGCUGCGCUGCAGUCUGUGGGUUUGUAGAUUUGUAGGGCGACUGUCUAACCACGUGCAGUGCAGGAUUCUCAACGGACGCCUCCAUGACAGAUGGCCACGUGGAGGGAGAUAAGGAAGGGAUGGCUCAUCAGUGGAAGAUGGGAAGUGGCUCAAAAUGGUUAAGGGUCGGGAUGAGUAUGCAAAUAGAGUUUGAAACUGAAAGUGUGUACAGUAUAUAGUACUGAGGUCAAGCUGCCUCUUAAAAUGGCAAACAAACAAACAAACAAACAGUACAACAUCCACACAAAACCUUUGGCAGUAUUUCACAAUAUGGGGCUCUCUGAGUGGCAAAAUGGAUCUUCUCAAUAAUGGGCCUUCUCUAUUUUGCACCCCCUCGGCUCGAUUGGCACCCUGUGUGGGAGAACCGCCUACACCAACCUAAAUCUGAAGAAAACAUUCCCCAUCUUGGAAAGCAUUUGCAGAUACUGUGCUGUAUUAGAUUUCAGGAUCUGAACUGCGGUGCAAUGCUCCAGAUGGUCAAGCUGUGCUGGCUCUGUUUCUGCAGGAAUAGUGUAGUGCAGGAAUGGGGAUCUGUUGGCCUCCAGGUGGUGGACUGCAACUCUCCUCAGCCCCAGCCAGCACGCCCAAGGGUCAGGGAUGAUGGGAGUAGUCCAAUUACUUCUUGAUGGACUCCAAUGUCAUCAGUCCCCUCCAGCAGGAAGUCACUGUGCUGGCUACUUUUUCUUAUUUUGAUGAGAAACACCCACCUAUUUUAAGGUGUGCUGUCCUGCCUUCAGUUAUUGCAUGAGUCAUUCCAGCACUUUAACUUGGCAGGGAUGAAAUCUUAGAUGGUGUGGUGUGGAAAACAGUGCAAAGCUUUUGCUGCUGUCUAGUUUCCUCCAUGCCCAAGGAUCACAUUUCCUCUCAUGCCAGGGACAGAUAAUAGAUUCAGAUGUCAUUCAUUAUAGUCCUAACAAUGCAGUUGGUUCACGUUCUAUAGCCUGUGCUUUGGGAAAAAGCUUAGCGUGACUCAUUCUAAAUUAACCACUUUGGAUGCAUGUGAUGAAGCAAAGAUUUGUUGCGGUUCAUAUCUAAGAUUUACGGUUUGCCUCAGCUUGGCUUCACUUGUCUCUUCAAGUUAAAACAUUUUUGCUUUCUGUCCUCCAUUAUCUGCAGGCAUUUCUGCACAGACUUGGAAGAAACUCAUCUCUUUCUUUCUCUCAACCAAAUUCACCCCACCCCAUUUCCUUUAAUAUCUCCUUCUGUUCAAUGUACCAAACAGAAUUUUCUGCAUAUGACAUACUUUGGUAGCAAGCAUUAGCCCUUUCCCUGUGCUUUUAUGAGCAUCUUGUUCUUGCAGAGGUUACCAGGUCUUAGGGUUUGUCUGCAUGCCACAAACUUGCAGAUUUUUGCAGAUCAAGUUGCUAUUACAGGCACAGGAACAGGCAAUGCUGACCUUUCUCUAGACACCUGGUAACCCAUUACCUAAAUUAAUCAAUCUCCUUUUAUUUGUUUGAGAACAGGAACUCCAUGCUCUUCUCUAGCUUACUAACAGUGGGCCUCCUGAACCAGAAGUCCCAUAAUAUUCAACUUUUUAUGUCAUUUAUUGCAUUUGUAUACAGUGGUACCUUGGUUUACAACCAUAAUCCGCUCCGGAGGUCCAUUUGUAAACCAAAACAGGUUGUAGCCCAAGGCGCGCUUUCGCCAAUGUGGCCUCCAAAAGAAUUUUGUUUGUAAUCCAAAAAAAAUGGGUUGUAAUCCAAAAAAAGGUUGCAAACCCGGACACGCACUUCCGGGUUUGACGUGUUUGUAAUCUAACACGUAUGCAAACCAAGACAUAUGCAAAUCAAGGUACCACUGUACUGCCUUUCUGCCAAGGCACCCAAGGCAGUUAACAAUUUAAAAAUACUAAAACAAAUAAAUUAUAUAAAGUAUAGAGUGACAGAGUCCUCUCAGACUGGCUGGGGCCAAUGGGGCAUGCUCCCUGGCCUGGUCUCCCUCACUUCUGAAGGUCAGGGAUGAUGGGAAUUGUAGUCCUAAACAUCUGGAGGGCUGGAGUUUGCCUAUGCCUGCCGUAGAGUAAGCUGUCCUACCAGGCACUCUCCUUAUCUUGGGAGGAAAUAGGUAAUCAAGCCUAUGUUCCCCGCAGUCUACCUAAGAAGUUCAAUGUGUGAAGAGGUUUGAACCGGUUGCUCCAGCUUAGACCACAUGGCUCCCGCCAGCCUCUCUUGAGUUCCUAUACCAAUAAUUUAGGAACCUACCCUACUUUGUAGCUAAGCCAAGGUUUACUGCCUGUGCAAUUUUGUGAAGCACAUGAAUAUGACCUUUGAAGCAUUGGUAAGUAAACAAUUUUUAAACUUACCAAACGUGUGGUAUUUUUUGUAUGCUGAGGGAAGAGGGAAACUUUAGAAAGAAACUUACCAUAUUUUCAAAACUAGGCAUCUGCUGUGCAUCUUUUUCCAGGGGUUUCAUCACUUGAAAAGAAAGCACUGGGUCAUUUUCCAUUUUGGAAAAUGUUCCACUUUACAUCACAGCUUGAAAGGGGAUGGGGUGGGGAAGCAUUUCUGUGAUAUUUAUUCUGUCCUAUCAGUGCGCAUCACAUGUUCAGAGUAAUAUAAGAAAAGAAAAAGAGGUCCUAUCCCUAGGGAGCUUACAGUCUAACUUCUAACUGUGGGAGACAGCAGGAGAAGGGAAUGGAGAGGAAAGAAUAAAGGGAUGAGUGCAGUUAUGCAGAUUCAAGUUUUAUUAAGGAAUGUAUAUGCUGCCUUGGGGGGGGGGAGCUCUCUAAAGGCAGCUUACAAAACAUAAUGAAAACAAUAUAAAACAACUUUUAAAAAAUGCAUAUUAAAAAAUCAAUUAGGAAGCUAAAGCAGCUGCAGUUUAAAAACUAGCACAACACUUUUUAGUAAAAUGCAAAUUGAAACUAAAACAGUUUAAAAGUCCUUUUUAAGAGCUAGCGAAAGUGGGGGCCCACCAUGCACAAUUCCUUCAAUAGAGAGUUCCAGAGAUACGGGGCCAGAACUGAAAAAGUUCUUUCCAGUCUGCUGGAACUUGAUGGGAGGCCUCUGAGGCUGCUGCUCCUAAGGCCCAGGCAAAUUGAUUCAACCAGCAAAGAGAACUGCAAACAAGUCUCCAACAAUGAGGAGGAUAAAUAAACAGAAGCAAAAGCUAACAUGUGUUGCCGCCCUCCAGACUUCUUGUCAAAGAAGCACACGAAGAAGGGCCUCAGAUGAUGAUCGCAGGGUCUGGGUCGGUUCAUAUUCAGCGAGAAAUGAUCCUUGAGUUAUUGCGGUCCUGAGCCAUUUAAGGCUUUAUAGGGUCAAAACCAGCACUUUGAAUUGGGCCCAUAAAUUAAUUGGCAGCCAAGCAGUCAGGCCAAGAUUGGCAUUAUAUGCUCAAGGAUCUUCUUGCCCUAGUGAGCAACUUGGCCACUGAAUUCUGCACCAGCUGAAGUUUCCAAACUGUCUUCAGAGGCCGCCCCACAUGUAAUGCAUUGUAGUAAUCUAACAUAGAGAUUACCAGAGUGUAGAGGAAGUUAGACUAUCCAUGUCCAGACAGGGGCAUGGCUGGACCACCAGCCAAAGCUGAUGGAAGGCAUUCUGUGCCACUGAGGACACCUGAGCCUCAACCAACAGCAUUGGAUCCAAAUAAACCCCCAAGCUGUGUACCCAUCAAGGGCAGGAAGAACCACUGCAAAUAAAAAAAACUGAUUUUUUCCCCCCCUGCAUCAAGAGUGCUCCCACCACUGGUUUGUUAAGCCAUGCACACACGAUAUUAGCCACAGUCUACAACUAUCCUGCAUUUUCUUGAGAAAGACUGCUUUUUGAGGUAUUUCUCUUCAAAACAGCUUUGCUCUGAUUUGAGAACAGAAGCCACAUGUGAAUGUGGAGAGAACUACCUUACUGUUUUAAGUUGGUAAUGUGUGCGCAGCUGUAGCUAAAAACAAGUUGAAUCGGCAACAAAAUCUUGCAGUGUGGAGUGCUUCACUCCCUGUAAGCCAUUCCUCCCAUAUCUAGUUGUGCAUUUCCCCACAUACACACACCUGCAAAAAGCAGUGUUUUGUGACCCUCAGCAUGCUCAGUCCUCAGUGGGGCAUUUUUGGGGUUUCCCCUUAAAGGGUUUUUGUUUUGGUCACCCUAACCCUUCUUUGUACAGUGGUACCUCAGGUUACAUACGCUUCAGGUUACAGACUCCGCUAACCCGGAAGUAGUACCUCAGGUUAAGAACUUUGCUUCAGGAUGAGAACAGAAAUCGUGCGGUGGCGGCGAGAGGCCCCAUUAGCUAAAGUGGUACCUCAGCUUAAGAACAGUUUCAGGUUAAGAACACACCUCCGGAACGAAUUAAGUUCUUAACCCGAGGUACCACUGUACUCCCCAACCCUUCUUUUGCACCGCCUAACCCUUCUUUUGUACUCCCUAACCCUUCUUUCGUAUUCCUACAAACCUGCUAAUGUUUCCCUUAGGGGAUGUUCAUUUGCCUACAUAAGCACUAGCACUGAAAGCCUGAACAUCAGGGAGGGAAUGGUUGACUCAAGAACCUUGUAAAACAACUCUCUGAUUUUAGAACUGCUGCUGCUUCCCUACAGUUUAGUGUAACUUCAGCAGAGGGCAGCAAAUUCCUUCUUCUGAAAGUAGGCAGUGAGAGAGGCAUAGGAUGUGAAGCGUGAAUGCCUGCAAACUGAUUGCCAAAUAAUAUUCAUGUUUUUCAAAAAAAGAGAGAGUAGAAAGUGGGGGUUGUAGAAGGUUGAUGGAGAAGCCUGGGUGAGAGACAGAGAAAUGUCAUUCUCCCGGGGUGAGAAGCUGCGAGGAGAAAGGAAAGAUCCCAGGUGAGAGUUGGGAUAAGUGACUUUAGUCUGCGGGUGUUAAGGGCUAAGAAUUAUUUUUUAAGAGAGGACUCCAUAUCCUGCUUAUUCUGUUCGUAUUUUUUCUAGCUGCUAUUUUAUUGUACAGUGGUACCUCGGGUUACAUACGCUUCAGGUUACAGACUCCGCUAACCCAGAAAUAUUACCUCGGGUUAAGAACUUUGCUUCAGGAUGAGAACAGAAAUCAUGCUCCAGCGGCGCAGCAGCAGCAGGAGGCCCCAUUAGCUAAAGUGGUGCUUCAGGUUAAGAACAGUUUCAGGUUAAAAACGGACCUCCGGAACGAAUUAAAUACUUAACCUGAGGUACCACUGUAUUCUGAAAAACUUUAAUAAAAACCUCAUACCUGAAAGAGAGAGCGAGGUGAAAAUUUUGAUUGAAAGCUGAAAAUUUUGAAUUGGAGGUGGGCAGAAAGACAGAGAAUGUUCCACUAAAACAACUGUAAAUUUGCUCUCUGCUUGACUUUGUCCCAUCUUUGAUUUGUACACCACAUUGUAAAUUUAAAAUGCCACUCUGUAUUCAUUUACUUCAGAUUUUCCCCAGUUAAAUGCCUUUAAUACGUGGUAUGGAAUUCAGUGGGGUUAUAACCAUUUUAAGAUUGUAGAUGUGGAAGGUCCCCCCCCCCCCGAUGAAUUUUCACCGCCCAUCAUUCCCUUGUUCUUCAAGUAUGAUUGUAGAUGACUGGAACAAAGGACCAGUGAAACAUUGAUCCCAGCGCAGUAUUGCAACCAGCCACAAAGACUGUUCACAUGUUCCAUUCGCCAGCAGUAGCAUCUUUUCACUUAGUAAUGUUUGUGUACUAAUCCCACAGCUCUGUAAAGCAGAUUAUACACAGGAACAUAGGAGGCUGCUUUAAUGUGAGUCAGGCAGUUUGCCCAUCUAGAUCAGUGUUUCCCAGACUUGGGUCUUCAGCUGUUUUUGGACUACAGUUCCCAUCAUCCCUGGUCCUGCUAGCUAGGGAUGAUGGGAGUUGUAGUCCAAAAAACAGCUGGAGACCCAAGUUUGGGAAACCCCGAUCUAGAUCAAGGCUGCUUGCGCCAGGGAGGAGGAACACGUGGCCCUCCAGACGUUGCCAUACCACAACUCCUUUUUCAUCCCUGCCAUUUAUUAUUAUUACUACUACUACUAAUAAUAUAAUGCCCUAUACCCCGAGGUCUCAGGGCAGUUCACAGAAUAAAAUCAAAAUAUAAAACCACAAAAUACACAAUCAAAAUAAAAACAACAACCCAAUACCCCCUCCCAACCCCCACAUUUUAAAAGGGCAUAGGAUGUCAGGACGAAUUUCAGUUUCUUAGGUCAAGACUAGCUCAGUUAGUUAGAGCAUGAUGCUAAUAAUGCCAAGGUUGCCGGUUCGAUCCUUGUAUGUGACAGCUACAUAUUCCUGCAUUGCAGCGGUGUUUUUUACUAUCUAAUCCUCCCAGUUCUACAAAUCUGUGAUCCUAUGACUAGAUGUUACGGAGUCGUUGCAGCUCCGUAGUUUUCAUCUCUUCCCCUUGUUGUUUCGCAUUGCUAGAUUAUAGCACAUUGUGUCAUGAAGCCGUCCCAACGCUGUCUCCUGUUACUGGCUGUUGGUGGUUGGACAGAGAAAUACACAGUGUAUAAUGAUGCCAUUUUGUGCCUUGUGCAUGAAACUAGGCAUUCAGAGAAAAGAAGGGAAGAGAGAGAGAGAGAGAUAGUGGAGCUGUAGUCAAGGCGGUGAGAGUUUUCGGAGACUCCUGUUCCCUUCACACAGCUACACUUUCCCUCUUCUUGGAGUCAAGGCACUAAUUCCUUGUUAGAGGUUGAGCAACCAGUGAGUGCCCCUCUUCAGUUUCUCAAGACAUCCCUAAAUACAUUGAAACCUUGAAUUUGCAAGAAAUCCUUUUCAUCCCUGCUCCACUGCACAUGCUAAGCAGUGAACAACAUAUUUAGUUCUGCUUUCUGCAUUUAUUUGUCUCUGUGGUGUACCUCAGCUAAUAAGAGUUCCCUCUAGUGGCCAAAGGAGGGGAGGGGAGGAAUCUUCUUGGUCUCACAGACUUAAGUGCUAAUUAUCUCACGUAAAAAUUGUGUGUGUGUUUUUAUGGAAAAGCAUUUGAACUACUGUUUUUUUGGGGUUUUUUUGAAAAAGGAAUUAGCACUUUUGUCCCAAUAAGCAUCAGCUCCAAUGAGUUAACACUUUUGAAAUGGGAAAUAAGGCACGCAGACCCAGACAAAAACCCAUAUUGUGCGAAAUGAGUUGAAGGGGAGCUUUAUUUCACAAGGGCUGUCACAUGUUAGACAGAACAAGCUUGUUUUCUCCUGCUCAGGAGGGUAGGACUUGAACCAAUGACUUCAAGUUACAAGAAAGGAGAUUCCGACUAAAUAUUCGGAAAAAAACUUUCUGACAGCAAGAGCUGUUUGACAGUGGGUUGUGGACUCUCCUUCCUUGGAAGUUUUUAAGCAGAGGUUGGAUGGUCAUCUGUCAUGGAUGCUUUAGCUGAGAUUUCUGCAUUGCAGGAGGUUGGACUAGAUGACCCUUGGGUCCCUUCCAACUCUUAAGAUUCUAUUUUGAUCUGCAGGGCAGCGAACAUCAAAGUUUUAAAACAAUACAAUUUAAAAUGAAAUAAAAGCAUAUCUCAAACAUUUAAAGACAAUUAGAAGUGUUUAGCAUAUCUAAAAACCAUCAUGCACUCUCACUAAUUCCAAGGCUGCUGUGGCCAGUACAGUGGUACCUCAGGUUAAGAACUUAAUUCGUUCCGGAGGUCUGUUCUUAACCUGAAACUGUUCUUAACCUGAGGUACCACUUUAGCUAAUGGGGCCUCCUGCUGCCGCCGCACAAUUUCUGUUCUCAUCCUGAGGUAAAGUUCUUAACCCAAGGUACUACUUCGGGUUAGCGGAGUCUGUAACCUUAAGCGUCUGCAACCCGAGGUACCACUGUAUAUUUCAGCCAUCAAAGGCCUGGGUAAUUAAAUUUUAAAACAGGAAUGUUUUAACAUUUCUCCUGAAAGUCGAUAAAGACGGAGACAUCAUAUGCUCAGUCACUGUAGAUACAUUUAUAGUCCCAGAAUGUUAUUAUUGAAUCUUGAGAUGAUGUAUGCAUUUGUUUUAUGUGCAGCGGGAUAAAUGUGCUUAUGCCGGGCCUCACCACUUACAUGGACCACACUCAUCAAAAGACAUGUGAACUUGCCCAAGUUGCAAUUUUUGUGCAUUCCUAAUAAGCCAUAAAACAAAUGGAGAGCAACUGUUUUCCUUUGAUAGCAUCACUUCUGGUAUGAAGGUUCAGGCAUACAGAAUGCGAACGCCUGUGUUCUCCACGUAGUAAUUUUCUUCUUCACUGGUUUUUCUUUUUCAGCAAAGUGUUUAUUGCCCAGCUCUUCUCUCCAUAGCUCAACAAUCCUUUGGAAACGCAAUCGAAAACUCCCGCUUCUCUUUCUUCAGAUUCAAGGACCGAUGCCUUUGCUAUCCUUGAGAAAAGUUUUUUUUGGUCUGUCCCUUGCCUCAGUCAUAUUCACAGCAUGGUACAUGGUCGUCCCCUCCAACAAUGUGGCGGAAUAUAACAACUGGAUGUACUUCUAUGACUAUGAGCCCAUCCAUAAGCAGGACUUCCUCUUUACGCUACGCGAGCGAUUGAAAUGUGAAGACAACAAUCCGUUCCUCAUCAUCUUGGUGACGUCACAGCCUACGGAUGUGCGGGUAAGGCAGGCCAUUCGAGUAACCUGGGGGUCUCAAAGAUCCUGGUGGGGGAACCAGGUGUUGACACUGUUUCUGUUGGGCAAAGGAGCAGAAAGCGACGACUUCGCAAGCUUAUCUAUAGAAGAUGAAAGCAUUCUUUAUGGUGACAUCAUCCAACAAGACUUCCUUGACACUUACAGCAACCUUUCCUUGAAAACCAUCAUGGCUUUCAGAUGGGUGACAGAGUUUUGUUCCAGUGCUAAAUACGUUAUGAAGGCAGAUUCAGACGUUUUCAUCAACACGGGCAACUUAGUGAAAUUCCUUCUGAAUUUGAAUGCCUCGGAAAACUUCAUUACUGGCUACCCUUUAGUGAAUACCUUCUCUUACAGAGGAUUUUAUAAGAAAACCUAUAUUUCUUACACGGAAUAUCCCUUUAGGAGGUAUCCUCCAUACCUCAGUGGACUUGGUUAUGUCUUCGACACCAGACUGGCUGCAAAGGUUUAUAAAAUGAUGGGUCAUGUUAAGCCUAUUAAGUUUGAAGAUGUCUAUGUUGGGAUCUGUUUAAAUAUACUUGGUGUGAACAUCUCCAUUGCAGAAGAUAAAGAACUCUUCUACUUGUACAGAAUCGGCUUUGAUGUUUGCAAGUUCAAGCACUUGAUUGCCGUACAUGGUGUAUCGCCCCAGGAAAUGGUUUCCUUCUGGCAGGAAAUAACAAGAGAGACUUCACUUCUGUGCCAGUGAUUCCAUCCUGUUUUAAAACCCUGUUACUUUAAGCCUGUUUGCUCCCCAGCAGAGCAGGGGUGGGCAGAUUUUAGGCUGUGUGUCCCUCCCCCCCCCCCCGAACCAAGAACUACUGUCAAGAGCCAGGAACAAAAUCUGUAAGCACCUUCCAAGUCUACAAAAUGUCUUUUCCCAAAUGUGGUUCUCCAGCUGUUUGUUGGACUACAACUCCCAUCAUCCCCAGUCACUGGUCCUUGCUAGCUAGGGAUGAUGGGAGUUGUAGUCCAACAACAGCUGGAGACCCAAGUUUGGGAAACGCCGCUUUUAGAGGUUGAGGUGUUUGAUGCUCUCGCAGCUUCUGCAGUUUAUACGACAUAAAUUUGUGAGGACUUUUGUGAAGCUAGGAAAUGAUUAUAAGGAAAGUCUUAUGCACCAGUGGACAUGCACAUAUCGGACACUCAGCGGGGCCCAUUAUAGUUGCAAUGUUCUGACCUUAUGCUUCUGCUUCUAGCCACUGUUAGAAGGGGGAGGCAGGACAUUUGGGUGAUUCAGCAGGAGUGUCCUUUGCACAGCUUCUCCCAACCUGGUGCGCUCUAGAGGUUGUUGCGCUCAUAGCUCGAACCAUCUGUGCCCACCGGCCAUGCUGGCUAUGGCUGAUGGGAGUCCAAAACAUUUGAAGGUCACUUUCAGAAAUGUAAGUAUUAGUUGAGUAGUUGUGCUUAGUGCAAUACUGACAGGGGCCUGCUUUGUGCACCACAAUAAGCCAGAGCAGGGCAUACCAUGACUCCAUGAACAUGCUGGUUGCCAGUGAGGAAGUCACACUCGUUUUCCUCCUCCCUGGACUUCUUAGCUCACCGCAGGACGUGCUUUGGCUCAGCGUGUCAUCCAAACCAGGGAUCAUGGUUAAGGUGUUUCAGUCGUGACCUGUAACCAUAGAUGGUUGUUAAGGAGGGAGGAACCUAACCAGGUUCAGGCAACAUGCUAAGCCAAUCCAUGGCUCCACUGCCAUUUUGCGCUGUCCCAAAAAGCACAGGGAGGAACAAAAAUGCCUAUGGCCUCCUCCUCGCGAGCCAUUGUUUUGGUGCUAAACCAUGGUUUGAACUGGGUGCGUGGUCAAUGUGAUAGCCUGUUACACAUAAUGAAAGAUACGCUUUCUGCAAAUGGGUUUGUGCAUUCUGUUCCUCCUCCUUUAAAUCAAUUUAGGGGAGGUAUGUAUUACAGCUCCGGAGAAUCGAAAAGCACUGAAAUAUAACAGGGGCUAGAUAGUUAUCCACUGCCGGUCAUAUCUUGACAUAUCUAAACCUCUUGUUUAGGUUUACUGCAGUAUUUUUUUAUUUUAAUAAGUUUUUACUGGUGGUCUGAUAGCUUUCAAAUCACGGAACUUCCAUCCAUGGGAAACUCACUUGAUUCCCUCAUUAAAGGGAACCUCAGACAAUAGGUCAACACUCAGAGGCGUACCUAGGCAUUGGAGAGACUGACUCUCGCUGGUGAAACUUCCCGUCCUUCUCACAUCACAGCACAAAGGUGUGCGUCCCGUCCCCCCCUUACCCUUAUUCCAGACGCUUUUUGAGACAAGUAGAAUGGAGCGAUUUCUAAUGUGGCAAUUGUGGUAACGUGAUUGGGGGCACAUGCCGAUACAGCUUCUUGCCCAGGGAUCCGAGGGAUGCCAUUGUCGACGCUCCACUCCUUCAAGGCACAUUUGGGAUAAGAUUCAUUUAUUUCUAUAAUUUACACACUGCCUUUCUGCUCUUAAUCUGCACAAGCAUCUAAAAUGCAAAACAGCACAGUAGCCGAACCAUUGCCAUUCCUUUGAGAGCAGCAGCGAUUUAAAAAUGCACUGAGAGCCAGAACUAAAUAAGUAAAUGCCCACUGAACCAUUCCGGAAUCCUCUGCUCAAUCUGGAAAAAGGUUGUUCCUCCUGUGUGUGUGUUUUGGUAAAACACUUAUAGAUAUCCAACUACGGCGUGGUCCAAAACUCUUCCCAAGCUGCAAACCAGCGGCUUCAAAUGUCAUGUGAUAGGUCAUUUAGCUGUUCUUAGGGUUAUGUUUUGUUUUCUGUAGUUCUUAUAAUGUUGCUGCUGUAUUGUUUUCAUAUAUUAGUACUUUGUGAAUUUUGAAUAACGGGAAAGUGGAAUAAAAAUGAAUGUUGGCUCUGCCCUUGCCUCCGGUCAUGGGGGGUGGGUCGCUUCAGAACUCCAACUGGUCUUACAUUCUGAGGAGAUCCCAAAUGGGCGGGAUCAUACACAAAGAGGUCGAUUAAUCACCUUUUAUCACUGGACACCAGUCUGUUUUGGUUUUGCAUACAAUUUUCUCUCCUGUCUUUUCUCCCCUCUUACUCUUUCCCAGUCACUUGUGUGUCUCCCUGCUCCCCAGUGGUUUCCUCUCGCCUCCCUUUCUAUAGAUCCCUGCCUUUUCAUCUUUCCCGCUUUCCUGCUCACCUCUAGGACUAACAGCUCCCGCUCCUGCUAUCCCAUUGCACCCUUUCUGACACAGCACCCACUCCCUUUGUAGCUUGCUUCAUCUCUCGACUUCCAUCUCUCUUCUUGCGCCCAAACCAUCCCGGUUCCUUUGCCUCCUCUGUUAUUCCUCUGUCACUCCUGUCCUCCCGCAACCCACCGCCUUGCAAGGACCUGGCUCAGACACUUUUAACCAUGGCAUCCUUUGGCUGUUGGCUGUUCCCACCCACCAGGAUCCCCUCGCAAUCUGUAUGCAAAUAAACACAUUAAUUAAGAUGUUCUUGGUUUUAUUUUUA